CGGAGGCCCUGCCCCGCCCCUGCACCUCCGACUUGGUCUCGUCCGCAGCCGCCCCCACCCCGCAGCACGCUGUGGUACGCGCUGCGUUCCGCGCGACCUAAGAUGGCGGCUUCCGUGUGCAGUGGGUUGCUGAGGCCAAGGGUGCUGUCCUGUAGCCGAGAGCUGCCUUGCACUUGGCGCGCCCUGCACACCUCCGCGGUCUGCGCCAAGAACCGGGCGGCCCGAGUCCGCGUAAGCAAGGGAGACAAGCCGGUGACCUACGAGGAGGCACACGCGCCGCACUACAUCGCCCACCGUAAGGGCUGGCUGUCGCUGCACACAGGUAACCUGGAUGGGGAGGACCAUGCCGCAGAGCGAACAGUGGAGGAUGUUUUCCUUCGCAAGUUCAUGUGGGGUACCUUCCCAGGCUGCCUGGCUGACGAGCUGGUUAUAAAGCGCCGGGCUAACCAGUUGGAGAUCUGUGCCCUGGUCCUGAGGCAGUUGCCUGCACACAAAUUCUACUUCCUUGUGGGCUAUAGUGAAACUUUGCUGUCUCACUUUUUCAAAUGUCCUGUGCGACUCCACCUCCAAACUGUGCCCUCAAAGGUUGUGUAUAAGUAUAUCUAGGAUGAUCCCCCUUUUUUUGUGCAUCAAGCUGUAGCCUGCAGAGAAUGGAAAUGCGGGAAAGGAAUGGAACGUGAGGAAAUACAUCCCCUCAGAGGACCGAGGCAUGGUCUCAGCUGCUUUUAAUAAAGACCCUCUAUGUUGUC
Sapajus apella (tufted capuchin) is the source of this 749-nucleotide messenger RNA. RefSeq names its product mitochondrial ribosomal protein S24 (gene MRPS24). Gene Ontology annotation, cellular component: mitochondrion. The coding region runs from base 103 to 606 and encodes 167 amino acids. Gene Ontology annotation, biological process: translation. The record is from RefSeq and is a predicted model, not a curated record. The transcript is spliced from 4 exons. Lineage: Eukaryota; Metazoa; Chordata; Mammalia; Primates; Cebidae.